This is a messenger RNA of Striga asiatica, 1546 nucleotides long. The record is from the annotation of a GenBank genome assembly. Lineage: Eukaryota; Viridiplantae; Streptophyta; Magnoliopsida; Lamiales; Orobanchaceae.
AUGGGACCAGCCCCGAAUUUAACUAGGAACUCGGGUCAAUGGGUUCAGGCUGUCGGUCAAUGGGCCGAACCCGUCGGUUCGGCGGGUCAACCCAACCCGAAGAAAACCAAGGCAACGCAAACAGCUAUGCCAAAUUGCCAAUACAAUACAAAUUUCGAAAUAUUCCAGAAGCCCGCGAAAAUAUCUCCCACGAUUUUUCAUCUGGUUCGUCUCCAGAAAAUGGGUGAACUUUUGAAGAACUCCAUCUUCUUUUCAGAUCAACACCUUUGCCACGCCGAUAUCCUUCCUCCGUCCGAUGUUCGAGCUCGGAUCGAAGUUGCGGUCCUCAAUUUCCUGAAAAACCUUAAUUCAACGGCGUCAUCAGUAUCUGCUUUGCCUGUGAUUAACCGGAAAACGAGCAAUAGCAGAGUCAGUCGAGGGUUGCUAAUCGAGCACUCGAAGAUUUUUCUUUCGCAUUCCUUUUGUACGCAGUCUUUGAUGAAUGAGAACACUGCCAAUUCAUUUAUGAGAGUGUGGAAGGUGAUGGAGAUGUGUUAUCAGAUUCUUGGUCAAGGAAAGAAAGUAACUCAGAGGGAGUUAUUUUACAAACUGCUGUGCGAUUCACCGCAGCUUUUUACUUCUCAAUUACAGGUCAACCGGACUGUCCAAGAUUUAGUGGCAUUGCUUAAGUGCAGCCGGUAUAGCCUUGGGAUAAUGGCUUCUAGCAGAGGAGCAGUUGCAGGCCGCCUCUUGCUGCAGGCAUGGGCCAAAUCAGGAAGUCGUGGACUGCUCUGCUUGUGGAUCUUCUGGCUAUGCCAUCUCUGGAGACCUAAUGUGCUAGAAAAUUUGGUUAUGAAGAGUGAUGCUAGAUAUAUCAUUGUGGUGGAGAAGCACGCCAUUUUCCAGAGGCUAGCCGAGGAUCGUAUAUUCAAUCAAAUUCCCUGUAUUCUCAUCACAGCCAAAGGAUAUCCAGAUAUUGGCACCAGGCUUUUUCUUCAUCGAAUGAGUCGAGAAUUUCCUGAACUUCCAAUUAUUGGGCUUGUUGACUGGAAUCCAGCUGGGUUGGCAAUAUUAUGCACCUUCAAGUACGGAAGUGUUACAAUGGGUCUGGAAGCUUACAGAUACGCUUGCAAUGUCAAGUGGCUUGGACUGCGCAAGGAUGACAUAGAGCAAUUCGUACCGGAAGAAUCUCUGGUCCCAUUGAAGCAACGUGAUCAUCAAAUUGCCAAAAACUUGUCUUCCUCGGAGAUUUUGCAGGAUAAUUACAAGGAAGAACUUGCCGUCAUGAUUGAAAGUGGCCAUAGAGCCGAAAUAGAAGCUCUUUACUUCCAUGGAUACGAUUUCUUGGCCAAGUAUAUUGGAAAAAAGAUUGUGCAAGCGGAUUAUAUAUGAAUAUAUAUGAAGCUAAAAUGUAUAUGUUGGAGGUGCUGACCCAAUAGUUAUCAAAACAUUUUUGUUACCAUAUCAAUGUAAGAAAUAUGUGCCCAAUUUUUCCCUUGUUUUUUUCCCAUUUGCUUUUCCUUCGAGGAUAACAUAUUAUGUGACUUCGUUACAUAAACAAAAAAAU